Molecule: messenger RNA, 2889 nt
Organism: Fraxinus pennsylvanica
Lineage: Eukaryota; Viridiplantae; Streptophyta; Magnoliopsida; Lamiales; Oleaceae
Source: the annotation of a GenBank genome assembly
AUGGAUUGGGUUCGCGGUGAAAAAUUGGGCUUUGGAAGUUUUGGGAGUGUUAAUUUAGCAGUACCCAUAAAACAAACCUCUCAAUUUACUCCUUUAAUGGCCGUGAAAUCUUGUGGGGUUUCACAAGCUACUUCACUGAUGAACGAGAAAUUGGUACUGGACGAGCUUAAAGAUUGCCCAGAAAUCAUUCGUUGCUUCGGAGAAAGUUUUAGUUACGAAAAUGGCGAGAAAUUAUACAAUGUAUUGUUGGAGUAUGCUUCCGGUGGCAAUUUGGCUGAUAAAUUAAAGAAUUCUUCUUAUCAGAGGCUGCCGGAAUCUGAAGUCUGGUGUUACACCAAAGCUUUGCUCAAAGGGCUUCACUAUAUUCAUAAGGUUGGUUAUGUUCACUGUGAUAUUAAGCUUCAGAACAUUCUUUUAUGCCCGGAUGGUGGUUUAAAGAUUGCGGAUUUUGGAUUGGCGAAGAGGGCCGGGGGAAAAGAAGAGGGUGUUUUGAGUAAUGAAUUAAGGGGCACGCCUCUGUAUAUGUCGCCGGAGAUGGUUGCCAGAGGCGAGCAGGGUACCCCUGCUGACAUAUGGGCACUUGGUUGCGCGGUGGCGGAGAUGAUCACUGGAACACCGGCGUGGCGGUGCUCCAGCUUGGCGGCGCUGCUGAUGAGAAUUGGUGUUGGUGAGGAGGUGCCUGAGGUACCAGGUAAUUUAUCAGGAAAAGGAAAAGAUUUUCUUGAAAAAUGCUUUGUCAAGGACCCAAGUAAAAGAUGGACGGCUGAGAUGCUUCUAAAUCAUCCAUUUGUCGCGGAUCAAGAUUUUGGUGACGCUGAAAAUAUUGCCUUCACCUCUCCCAGAUGCCCAUUUGAUUUCCCUGAUUGGGCAUCACCAGUUACAUCUUCUCCAGAACAUUCCCCAGAAUCUAAUUCCUGGUUUACCGGCAACUCAAAUAUGACAAGUGAGUCAUGGUCCACUUCGCCGGAGGAGAGGCUGCAGGGGUUAAUAAGGCAUCAAGAUCCUGAUUGGUCUGUUUCAGAUGAUUGGAUCACCAUUAGUUUAGCUAAUUUUUCUUUUCCUCCUCUUCUCUUCUCUUCUCUUCAAUCCCAAACCUUUUCCACCCACCCACACCACUACUCUCUGCGUGCUACUUACAAGGUGUUCUCUAAUUGCUUGAGGUCAAGUGGAAGGACAGGAAUCAUAGCAUCUGAGGAAGAAGAUGUGCCGGUGGCUGUGGAGGAGAGUUAUUCGGGAAACUACAUUGUCGUUUUUGACCCUCUUGAUGGAUCAUCCAACAUUGAUGCUGCUAUGGAUUUUUUGGAAUUCUACGACUUGUGGAACGACGAAGCUAGUUUACACGACAUGGUGCACAUAUUAUUUUCUAGUGACGUAGGAAAAAUAAAAUUUGUGGACUGCCCGGAAGGGACACGGGAGCCAUUUGGUCGUAGAUGGAUUAUAUUUGUUUCCAUAUUGGCGCAGAAGCUUUUACAGAAAGUGUCAAAACCAUUGGCAGGGUUUGGCUCGGCGGUUGAGGUGUGGCUGAAUUUGCUGUCAAGUAAUGGCAAUAUUUUCCGGCUACUGCUGAAUUCCAUAAGAGGGACGGUAAUAUAUCCAGAAAAAGAUUCCACAACAUUUGUGUCAUUGAUUGGAAAUAUAGACAAUCGAGUUAAAUUGGGCAUCAGCCGUGAAGAUCGAAGGUACAAUGCUGCACUUAGUGCAAUGGCUUCUAAAGUAUCUUAUGAGAACAAGGCAUACGUUGAAUCUACUGUGAAGAACCAGUGGAAGAUGGAUUUUUUGGAAUUCUACGACUUGUGGAACGAUUAUCAGGAGAAAGCUACAACUCAAGCAUUCAUGCUUCAAGACAAUGAACUAAUUGUUGUGGCUUUCAGGGGUACCGAAGCCUUUGAUGCAGAUGCAUGGUCUUCAGACUUUGAUAUCUCUUGGUACGAGCUUCCAGGAAUGGGAAAAGUUCAUGGCGGAUUCAUGAAAGCUCUGGGGUUGCAGAAAAACGUAGGUUGGCCGCAAGAACAAGACAAUAACAAGCGAGAGACAGCCUAUUAUGCCAUUAGAAAAAAACUAAAAGAAAUUCUAAAAGAAAAUGAUAAAGCAAAGUUUAUAGUGACUGGCCACAGCUUGGGGGGUGCAUUGGCUAUUCUAUUUCCAGCAAUAUUGGCAUUGCAUGACGAGGCAUUGCUGUUGGAUAGAUUAGAAGGGAUCUACACUUUUGGCCAACCUAGAGUGGGAGAUGGAAAUUUUGGAGAAUUCGUGAAAAGAAAAUUGGAAAAACACAAUGUACACUAUUACAGGUUUGUUUAUAGUUUUGACAUGGUGCCGAGGUUGCCUUAUGAUGAUUCGACGCUCAUGUUCAAACACUUUGGGACAUGCGUUUACUAUAAUAGCUUCUACAAUGGACAAGUUGUUCCCGAAGAACCGAACAAGAAUUAUUUCUCUCUACUAUGGCUUAUUCCGAAGUUCAUCAAUGCUUGUUGGGAGCUAGUUAGAAGCUUCAUUAUUCAUUAUACAAAAGGGCCAGACUACAAAGAAGGGGGUCUUCUUCUAUUAUUCAGAGUUGUCGGUUUAAUAACCGCUGGAGUGCCCGCACAUUGCCCCCAAGAUUAUAUUAAUGCCACUAGAUUGGGAUCCUCAGAUGUGUUUCUUCCAAUAUUAGUGGUUCAAUCUGAUGUGAAGAUAAGGUUCAUUGAUUUCUUUUAUAUGGUACAUGAUGUUGAUGAGGAAUUAUACGAUGAUAACUACUUCGAGAUCGAAUCAUUAGUAAAUAAGCAGAGCGGUCAGUUACUGGGAGCCGAGCGGCGCGAGUGGAGAGGAGAGAGAGAACGAGUGGGCGAGCGAAUUAGGGUUUUGAAAAUCAGCAAAUCGGUUCGAAAGGAAGAGUGCGUGAGCGAUUGA